Messenger RNA from Papilio machaon (common yellow swallowtail), 3203 nucleotides. It is a transcript of the gene HDAC4, whose product is annotated as histone deacetylase 4. Gene Ontology annotation, molecular function: histone deacetylase activity. The transcript has 20 exons. The coding region runs from base 283 to 3141 and encodes 952 amino acids. The record is from RefSeq and is a predicted model, not a curated record. Gene Ontology annotation, cellular component: histone deacetylase complex. Lineage: Eukaryota; Metazoa; Arthropoda; Insecta; Lepidoptera; Papilionidae. Gene Ontology annotation, biological process: negative regulation of transcription by RNA polymerase II; chromatin organization.
GUGCAAUGCGUUCAAUUAUUUCAAUGUAAGUGAACUAACUCAACUUCAGACGUCAAAAUCUGGCAAAAACAUACAUUUGAACGUGUUUUGAAGAAAUUAUCCAUGGAAAAUUUAGGUGUAAAAUAUUAAUUUAACAAUAAUUGUGUUGUUAUAAAGUGGAUAUGGAAAGUGCUAUAGUGUUAAUGUAAAACAAUUAAUUAAAAGUGUCUGUGAGCAAUUUGUUAUUUGCUGUUAAACCAGCUGGCUGCUGGCGCCUAUCGGAAAACUGGCUGUUACUUAAAAAUGGCCGAUGACUCCGGCCAUUCAUCCUCACACUUAGAAAUGGCGCACGAGAGUGCGGGGGGCGCGGGCGGCGGGGCGGGCGCGGCCUCCCCGCACGCCGCCUCGCCGCCGCACGCGCCGCGACUGCCUCACGACACCAGCUUCCACCACCAGAUCAUGCAGAGUCAGAGCCCAAGAAAGAACCAUAUUGCGGAGAGAGCAAAACAAAGCUUAGAGAAUAAUUUCCUGUUGCAACUGAAGAAGCAGCAGCAGCUACAGCAGGAGAUCCUGCUGCAGCACUUCCAGCAGCAGCGGCAGCAGCUGGCCGAGCAGCACGAGCAGCAACUCAGGCAUCACCUCAAGCUGUGGGAGCAGCAGAAGGCGAUGGAGGAGGCGGCGCUGCGAGAGGCGCGCGAAGCGAGGGAAGCGCGGGAGGCGCGCGAACGGCACGAGCGUGGCGAGCUGCUACGAAAGAAGGACAAGCAAGAGCAUAGCGCAAACGCUUCCACGCAAGUCAAGCAGAAACUGCAGGAGUUCCUUAAGAAAAAAGCUGCAGCUAAUGCAAAUGGAACAGUACCUGGUUCACCUUAUAGAAAUUGGGGUAUCGUAAAGUCAUCAUCAGGAGAAUCUAUAACGUCGACGGGCGCGACGGCGACGGCGCACCCGUACCGGCUGGCGGCGCCGCCCGCGCUCGCGCUCAACGCGGCACCCCCACAGCCUUCGCCCUCCGACUACCCGCUGCGGAAGACCGCGUCGGAGCCCAACAUGCUGAAGGUGCGGCUGAAGGCGCGCGUCAUCGAACGCCGCGCCUCGCCGCUCGCGCGCCGCCCGCUCAAGACUAGGGUCAAGCAUCGCAAUUGCGAGGGCAGCUCGCCGCGGAACUCUCCCCCGGGCGCCACGGCCCCCAUCCGCGAGGAGGAGGAGGCGUCCUCGCGCGCAGCCGAGCUGCUCUUCUCCUCGCCCUCGCUGCCCAACAUCUCGCUGGGCCGUCCGCACGCGCACGCGCACGCGCACGUGCCUCAUGCCGUGCACGCGUCUCACGCCGCGCACGCGCCACACGCACUCCACGCGCCCACCUCCGCAACAGUGCCGGUGGCGCUGCCGCCCGUGUCGGAGGCGGAGGCGUACUGCCCGGGCGUGCCGGCGGGCGCGGGGGGGCUCAGCGUGAGCGCGCGCCUGGCCAAGCGGCCGCUGGGGCGCACGCACUCCGCGCCGCUGCCGCUCGGAGACCCGGCGCUGCAGCCGCCCAGCGCACACCAUUACCUCAGGGAUCAGAUCCGGAAGACUGUGUUGACGCGCGCGCACGACGCGGCGGCGGCGCAGCUGCGCGAGGAGGAGGGCGAGGUGAUAGACCUGACGGCGCGGCGCGCGGCGCCCGUCACCAGCUCGCCGUCGGCGCCGCACGUGGGCGCGCUGGGGGGUGCGGGGGGUGCGGGGGGCGCGGCCGAGCCGGCUCCGCUCGCGCGCGCCCUCAGCUCGCCGCUGGUGGGCGCGCGCGCUCCGGCGACCGGCCUCGCCUACGACGCGCUCAUGCUCAAACAUGGGUGUUCGUGCGGUGCCCACGCGCCCACACACCCGGAGCACGGCGGGCGGCUGCAGUCGGUGUGGGCGCGACUGUGCGAGACCGGGCUGGCGGCGCGCACGGAGCGCACGCGGCCGCGCAAGGCCACGCUGGAGGAGCUGCAGGCGGUGCACACGGAGGCGCACGUGGCGGCGUUCGGGGGCCGGGGGCGGGAGGCGCGCGCACUGCGGCUGGUGCGGCUGGCGUGCGGCGGACUGGGCGUGGACGCGGACACGGCGUGGAGCGACGCGCACACGCCCCCCGCCGCGCGCCUCGCCGCCGGCGCAGUCCUCGACCUGGCGCUGCGCACUGCGCGCGGGGAUCUGCGCAACGGGUUUGCAGUGGUGCGGCCGCCGGGACACCACGCGGAGCCCAACCAGGCGAUGGGCUUCUGCUUCUUCAACUCCGUGGCCGUCGCCGCUAAGAACCUGCAGACCAGGCUCGGCCUGCAGAGGAUACUGAUAGUCGAUUGGGACGUGCACCAUGGCAACGGCACGCAGCAGAUCUUCUACGAGGACCCGCGCGUGCUGUACAUGAGCCUGCAUCGCCACGACGACGGCAACUUCUUCCCGGGCACGGGCGCCGCCAGCGAGUGCGGCGCCGGCGCCGGCCUCGGCUACACCGUCAACGUCGCCUGGCCCGGCGCCCCGCCCCUCGCCGACGCGGAGUACCUCGCCGCCUUCCGCUCCCUCAUCAUGCCCAUCGCCAAGGAGUACAACCCGGAGAUCGUGCUGGUGUCGUGCGGCUUCGACGCGGCGGGCGGCCAUCCCGCGCCGCUCGGCGGAUACAACGUCUCCGCCGCCUGCUUCGCGCACAUGACGCGCGACCUCAUGCAGCUCGCCAACGGAAAGGUGGUGCUGUCGCUGGAGGGCGGCUACGACCUGGCGGCGAUGUGCGACUGCGCCCAGGAGUGCGUGCGCGCGCUGCUCGGCGACCGCCUGCCCGAGCCGCCGCUGCACGAGCUGGCGCGCGCCCCCGCACCGCACGCGCACGCCGCACUGCGCGCCGCCAUCGCCGCGCAGGCGCCGCACUGGCCCGAGAUAAAGCGGUACAGCUCGCUGGCGGGCAUGUCCGCGCUGGAGGCGGCGCCCGCAGUGAUGGCGGCGCGGCUGGGCCGGCUGCAGAGCGAGCGCGACGCCGCCGACACCGCCGCCGCCAUGGCCACGCUCUCCGUGCAGCCCCCCGCACCCCCAGCGCCCUCGGCACCCGUCGCGCCCCCCGCGCUCUCGCCCUCCGACGCACCCCUCUGCCUCAGCAGGUCGACGGAGAGCUCCCGCUCGGGGUCCGAGGAGCCCAUGGAGCAGGACGAGGGCAAGUGAGCGCACACACAUUCCGCCGCAACCCGACCCCCCGCGCGCCCCCCGAGCGCCCCCCGCGCCCC